AUGAGUCUCACUUUGGCGGAAGCUGUAGCAUCCGCAAAGAGUUGUUGGAUCUGCGGGUGGUUGGUCUCUAUCGCUGACAACAAUGAAGUCGCGUUGGCCUCUCAAAUAUCAGUCGGUUUUGAUAGUCAUGAAAUCCGGACGCUGGAGCCCCAAAAGUUGCCAUACGACGAAGAGAAUCGCCAGACAGCCAUAACACGUGUCGCUAUUUGGGUUGAUAAGCGGUCGGCUGGAGGCGAGUUCACCUACGGGGGGCUCAUCCAAAAGGCCGGUAGUACCGCGCCUGUGCAUGUGUCCGAUAUGCUCGACUCUGGCAAUCUGGCAGGAGCGGAGCCAUACACUGCGAGACUGCGGCCUUCUGUGGCCGACACACGGCUUUUCAAAUUCUGGAGGGACUAUUGCACAGAAGAACAUCGUGACCUCUGUGGGAAGACCGAGUUUGCAUCAGAACGUGCCCCCUCUAUGCCUUCUAUCCGCCUAAUUGACGUGGCUAGAGCGUGCGUCGUCACGCUAGAUUCUUCAGAGGGUGUGAACUGGGUUGCACUGAGCUAUGUCUGGGGCGAGGCCCAGGUACAUGCAUUGAAGAAGGACAACUAUGCGUCAUACCACCAACCAGGGGCAUUGAAUGCUGAAAAUAUGCCUUCGACAAUCCUCGACGCUAUAACUGUUACGCGGGAAAUGGGGGAAGAUUACCUUUGGGUAGACUCGCUCUGUAUCGUUCAAGACGACGAUGAAGACAAGUUGCGAUGGAUUCCUGCAAUGGAUAUCAUUUAUGGCCAAUCAACCUUUGCAAUCAUAAACGCAGCCGCCGAUAAAGUAUCCUCUGGGAUCCCUGGCAUAGAUGCGGCCUCCCCGCGUCCGACCCAGGACGUCUUCGAGGUCAACGGUACGUGGCUUACAGUAUCCCUCGAUCCACCACAUCGCCCCUUCGAGGGCUACCUCCAGAACUCUAGAUGGUACACUCGAGGAUGGACCUAUCAAGAAUGUUUACUGCCGCGGAGAUGUCUCAUCUUCACCCAGGAGCAAGCUUACUGGCAAUGCCUCGGGGCUUCUUGGUGCGAAGAUGGAUCCUGGGAGCAAAACUCCCGGGAAAUUCCAAUUAUGUAUCGACACUGUCUUGGAAGGACGAGCCUGAGCCAGGAAACCAUGCGGUCAUUGUUUGGAGACACAUCGAUCCACUGGUCCGGAAUAUACACGAUGGCACUGGAACAAUAUCUACAACGACAGCUCACUUCAGAAGGUGACCGGUUGGACGCCUUCACCGGCGUUCUCCGUGUUCUUGGCAACUCGAAGGGAGGACAAGAGUUCUUCUGGGGAAUGCCGAAGAGCCGCUUAGAACUCUCCUUGUCUUGGACCGGGGGAGGAUCUCUUAUGCGGAACACUGCUCGCCACGCCAUAGCAGCAGGUGGCGUUUCCAGCCCAUUCCCGAGUUGGUCGUGGGCGGGAUGGUGCGGAUGGUUCGGAUCAUCCAUCACCAUGGAUGUUGAUACUGUUCAUUCUUUAACAGGCCUGUUGCCCCUUAGGUUCUAUCAACUGGGCCGCGACGGUGACCCAACACCGAUUCACAAUAAUCUUGAUGGAGAGGUGUCUCAGUUCCAGAAUGAUACUAUUGCUAAGCUUGGCAGCGAUACCGCAUACCUUCCUCGAUAUCCUUCUGGUGUCGAACACACUUGGAUGGAUAAGAACAAAACCGAGAUCACUACGUCCGAUAUCCCACAUACUAUACGGUCAAGCGACGUGGCUCCAGCCCUUCUUUGCUUCUGGACUAGCACUGCCAUUCUGAGUAUUCACCAGGAACCUCACAAAACCCAGGCAGGGGUUCUCAAUACUGGAAUCGGUGAUGAGAAAGAAUCAAACCCUUGGUUUUGGACCUACAAAGCACCAAGGCUGGGGGUAACACAAGGCAAGUUCAUCGUGGUUGGCGGUUCGGUCCAAAGGCCAAGCCGUGGAGGACAACUCUUGUUGAACAUAAUGUUGGUUGAAGAAAAUAGUGCUGCAUUUGAUGCUGCUGUUCAAGCGGGAGCAACUGAGCGUGCCCAUACGGUGUCCUUUGGUCAAAGUGCUAUUACGAACGCUGUGGCAAAUAUGCUGUUUAGUGAUGUAGAAGACAUCGAUCGGUCCAAGUCCGUGGCAGAACUUGGUGUGGAUAAUUUGAUUGCAGCUAAGUUGCGAAAUUCAUUCCUCCAAGCACUAGCGACAAGCAUCAGCAUGUUAGACCUUCUUGACCCGAGUGUGGCCAUCAAAUCUCAGGCUGAGAGUAUCACCGAUAAGGCGUUAGCGGUCAAAGAUUAG
Penicillium expansum is the source of this 2289-nucleotide messenger RNA. Its product is annotated as Heterokaryon incompatibility. Lineage: Eukaryota; Fungi; Ascomycota; Eurotiomycetes; Eurotiales; Aspergillaceae. The transcript is spliced from 2 exons. The record is from RefSeq and is a predicted model, not a curated record. Bases 1 to 2289 code for a protein of 762 amino acids.